GGAUAACAUCUGCAUUACCUCCAAGCCACCUUCCCUAGAGUAUAUUUACUCCAAAGAGUAACAGCCUGAGCCAUUGCCUAGCCAAAUGUCCUGCUGCUUAUUGCCUUCCUUUUCUGCUGCUUGUUCCAGCGUUUUGCCUCCAUUCACACAAGUAACACUUGCCCAAUGGCAUGGAGCCCUGACCUGCUGUCCUCAUCACCCAGAAACCUGCCCAGAGCUGAAGCAUAGCAUGAGCUGGUGGGGAGUAAAGCCCGCCUCGGAGAGACCAUCUCAGGAGCAGAGCACCAGCGGGCAGCCUGUGGACUCAGGCAGUACUUCCACCACGACCAUGGCAGGCAUCUUUGUGCUGUUGUCUUUAGUGCUUUGCUGCUUCCCAGAUGCUGCCCUUGGGGUUGAGGUGGACUGCAGUAGGUUUCCCAACACUACGAAUGAGGAAGGCAAAGAGGUGUUGCUCUGCACCAAGGACCUCAGCCCCAUUUGUGGUACCGAUGGAGUCACGUACAGCAACGAGUGUCUGCUGUGUGCCUACAACAUAGAAUACGGAACCAAUAUCAGCAAAGACCAUGAUGGAGAAUGCAAGGAAGCUGUCCCUGUUGACUGCAGCACAUAUCCUAACAUGACAAAUGAGGAAGGCAAAACGAUGUUAGUCUGCAACAAGAUGUUCAGCCCUGUCUGUGGAACCGACGGGGUCACCUACGACAAUGAGUGCAUGCUGUGUGCCCACAACAUAGAGCAAGGGACCAGUGUUGGCAAGAAGUAUGACGGCAAAUGUAAGAAGGAAGUUGCUACAGUUGACUGCAGCGACUACCCUAAACCUGCCUGCACGAUGGAAUACAUGCCUCUCUGCGGCUCCGACAACAAAACGUACGGCAACAAGUGCAACUUCUGCAAUGCAGUCGUGGACAGCAAUGGGACUCUCACUUUAAGCCAUUUUGGAAAAUGCUGAAUAUCAGUGCUGAGAGAAUUCAUCACAGGAUCCCCACUGGCAAAUCCCAGCUAGAGAUCUCACCUCAGUUCAUCUCGCCCUCUGGGGAACUCAGCUCACUCCUGAUUUUCUUUCUCAAUAAACUAAAUCAGCAACA
Cygnus olor (mute swan) is the source of this 1082-nucleotide messenger RNA. RefSeq names its product ovomucoid-like. Gene Ontology annotation, molecular function: protein binding; serine-type endopeptidase inhibitor activity. The coding region runs from base 86 to 946 and encodes 286 amino acids. The record is from RefSeq and is a predicted model, not a curated record. Lineage: Eukaryota; Metazoa; Chordata; Aves; Anseriformes; Anatidae. The transcript is spliced from 9 exons.